Molecule: messenger RNA, 1763 nt
Organism: Thalassophryne amazonica
Lineage: Eukaryota; Metazoa; Chordata; Actinopteri; Batrachoidiformes; Batrachoididae
Product: serine/threonine-protein phosphatase 2A catalytic subunit alpha isoform-like
Exons: 7
Coding region: 119-1048 (309 amino acids)
Biological process (GO): peptidyl-serine dephosphorylation; mitotic cell cycle
Cellular component (GO): cytosol
Molecular function (GO): protein serine/threonine phosphatase activity
Source: RefSeq, a predicted model, not a curated record
ACGUCAGGCGAAAACUAGAGUUGACGCAUUCAUUCGGGCAGCAGAGUGCAGACACACGGAGAGUCUGAGAGCGGCGGAGCGUUAGCCAGGAACCUCACAGUCUGUCGGCAAACCAGGUAUGGACGACAAGUCAUUCACCAAGGAGUUGGACGGAUGGAUCGAACAGCUGAACGAGUGCAAACAGCUGACAGAGAACCAAGUCAAAGUCCUGUGCGAAAAGGCCAAAGAGAUCCUGACAAAGGAGUCCAACGUGCAGGAGGUGAGAUGUCCUGUUACUGUCUGCGGAGAUGUUCACGGUCAGUUCCACGACCUCAUGGAGCUCUUUAAGAUCGGAGGGAAGUCUCCAGACACCAACUACCUCUUCAUGGGAGACUACGUGGACAGGGGCUACUAUUCUGUUGAGACAGUUACACUCCUAGUUUCUCUUAAGGUAAGGUUUCGUGAACGCAUCACAAUACUCAGAGGGAACCACGAGAGCAGACAGAUCACACAAGUGUAUGGCUUCUAUGACGAGUGCUUAAGGAAAUAUGGAAAUGCAAAUGUUUGGAAGUACUUCACAGACCUGUUUGACUAUCUUCCCCUCACUGCACUAGUAGAUAACCAGAUUUUCUGCCUCCAUGGAGGAUUGUCUCCUUCAAUAGACACUCUUGAACACAUCAGAGCGCUGGAUCGCUUGCAGGAGGUUCCUCAUGAGGGUCCAAUGUGUGACUUGUUGUGGUCGGACCCAGAUGACCGUGGGGGCUGGGGCAUCUCUCCUCGGGGUGCCGGUUACACCUUUGGUCAAGAUAUCUCGGAGACCUUCAACCAUGCAAACGGCUUAACCCUAGUCUCAAGAGCCCACCAGCUGGUGAUGGAGGGUUAUAACUGGUGCCAUGAUCGCAAUGUAGUGACGAUAUUCAGCGCACCAAACUAUUGCUAUCGUUGUGGAAACCAGGCAGCAAUCAUGGAGCUUGAUGACACAUUGAAAUACUCUUUCUUACAGUUUGACCCUGCUCCACGCCGAGGAGAGCCUCACGUCACUCGACGUACUCCUGAUUAUUUCCUGUAAAGUAAUUUUAACAACACCAGGGCUGUUGAGAAAAGCUGGUGGCUGGUGAGAAUGGCAACAUCUUUCACAGAAUCCCCCCCCAUGGACCAAAAAAAAAGUGUGCCACAAUCACAGUGCAGCGGAAACAGUCGCUAUCUUAUCUUAAUACCCACCAUGCUUUCAAGUUUUUUCCUCUUUGUGCAUGAUGUUUUUAACUGCUAGAAAUGACUUGCUAUUAUAAACAAUACAGUUAACAGUACCUGCUGGUUUGUCAGGACAAAUAUGGGCAGUGAAUGAACUAAUGCUCUGAAUACAUGUAAAUAAUGUUUGUGUUGGGAUGUAAAUGAUGAUCCGCGUGUGUUGCCAUAUACAGUAUAUAAGCUGCAGCAUCUUUCACUUGGCAUGGCCUCAGUGUUGCAGUAAAUACAAUGUGAAUUCUUUUCAUUUUUUUUAACUGAAGCUCAACGGUUUACUUUGUGAUUUGAGAAGACGGGAUUCGAUAUCCAAGAUGAAUUUGUUCUCCUUGCACUUUUCGUAUUUGAUUUUUAUCACAUGGCACUGACAACCUACAUCCUUUUUUGUACUCCGUUUUAGUGUUUAGUAGUUCUUUGCUCUGCUGUCUCAUAGGGGAUUUAAUGCUUGUCAUUAAGGUAGCCAAUAUUGGUACAAAUGACGAGUUGUAAAAUUAAUGUUUUGAAACUACAGCUAUAUGAAAUAAAGAGAAAUUGCUUCACCA